This is a messenger RNA of Diospyros lotus (date-plum), 841 nucleotides long. RefSeq lists its product as uncharacterized. Gene Ontology annotation, molecular function: protein dimerization activity. Lineage: Eukaryota; Viridiplantae; Streptophyta; Magnoliopsida; Ericales; Ebenaceae. The transcript is spliced from 3 exons. The coding region runs from base 203 to 841 and encodes 212 amino acids. The record is from RefSeq and is a predicted model, not a curated record.
UUGUCACAAACACGUUGGGAAAGUCAUGUUGAAAGUGUUAGGCCUAUAAAAGAGCAAACUGUACAAAUAAUAGAUGCUUUAUUUGACUUGGUAGAUACUAGUGAAGAUCCUAAAACAAAGAGUGAAACUGAGUCCUUAGCAACAUAUGAACUUUAGAAUUUUGAGUUCUUGCUUGGCAUGGUAAUUUGGUACAAGUUAUUGCAUGCAAUCAACACUAGAAUCUGGGUUUGAUAAGGCCAUGGUUGAAGCGAAACAAAUAGCAAAUGAAAUGGGAGUUGAAGCUGUAUUUCGAGAAAAACGCAUGAUUCGAAGAAAGAAACAGUUUGAUGAGGAUGACAGUGAUAAGAUAACACAAUCAGCAGAAGAUUCUUUUAGAGUAAAUUAUUUCCUCUUCAUAAUUGAUCAAGCUCGUUCUUCAUUUCAAACUAGAUUUGAACAAUUUAAAAAAUAUGAGGAAACAUUUGGAUUUCUGUUUAAUUUGGAGAGGUUGAAGUGUGUUGAUGAUGAUACUUUAUUGGGGUCUUGUAAGAAUCUUGAAAAAUCCUUAACGCAUAAUGGUCAUUCUGAUAUUGAUGGAGAUGAUUUGUUUUUGGAGUUGACAAUCUUGAAAUACUCUUUACCUAAAGAAACAAAAAAAGCAAUUGAUGUGGUGAACUAUUUGAAGAGAAUGGAUGGGUGUUUCCCAAAUGCUUGUGUAGCCUACAGAAUUUUGUUAACUAUACCAGUUACAGUUGCAUCUGCAGAAAGAAGUUUCUCCAAGUUGAAGUUGAUCAAGACUUAUCUCCGCUCAACUAUGUCACAAGAUAGAUUGAAUGGUUUAGUAAAGAUGUUGGCUACUUGA